AUGGGAACACCUCGAUUCAUCGAUCUCACGCACCAUCUUGCUCCAGAAACCCUCGCACGUAGGGUCAACCCAUUGAAGGACCUCAUUCGAGUCGCACAGCAAAAUCCUCAUCUCGUAUCCCUCGCAAACGGCGACCCUCAUUUCAGCCUGUACCCAGUGCGGCGGAUCAAUAUCGAGAUUGCCUCGGUGUCAUCGUCAGACGAUCCGGUAUCUACAUGGCGCACCCUCGGUCCAUCUGCGCCGACACAAACCCUCGCAUCAGUCAUAGACGAAGACUCCGGCCCUCUCCUUCGAGCGUCCCUGGCGUACGGUCACGGUGCCGGCCUCCAGCAAGCCUUGGACGCCAUCACCGAGAUCAACAAGGUCUAUCAUGUGGCCCCAGCCCACGUCGCAACGAUGACACUGGGCAAUGCCGACGCCAUCACGAAGGUAUUCCGCAUGCUAGGAGCACCAGGGGACUACUUUCUCGCAGACGAGUUCACGUUCGGUCCAAUGCCGCUUGCGGCAGAUGCGCAUGGGAUAAAGUGGGUCCCCGUGAGGAUCGACUCAGGCGGCAUCAUCCCUGAGGAACUGGAGCGGAUCUUGUCCGAAUGGGACAUAAAACGCGGCAGACGGCCGCACGUCCUGUACUCGACACCAUGCGGACAAAACCCAACGGGCUCUACGCUCAAUGCAGAGCGUCGCAAGCGUAUAUACGAACUGGCGCAGAACUUCGACUUCAUUAUCAUAGAAGACGACCCAUACUACUUCCUGCAGUACGAUGCACCCAACACCCAGUCUUCCGUUUCUGAGUCCACCAAGGCGUUCCCCACCUCGUUCCUCUCCCUUGAUGUGGACGGCCGUGUGAUCCGCAUCGACAGUUUCUCCAAGGUCCUCGCGCCGGGCCUCCGCCUAGGCUACAUCACUACUGCUCCGCAACUGGUCCCCCACCUCAUCAACCUCAUCGACUUCUCGACCCAAAACCCUUCCGGCUUCCCGCAGGUCCUCAUCGCGCAGCUCUUCGGCCCUACCGGCUGGCAGCUCUCCGGCUUCGACAAGUGGGUCCGCAGCCUCCGUCUCGACUACCAGCGGCGCCGCGACCACUUUCUCGCUCUGUUCGAGCGGGACGUCCAGAGCACCGGCUUCGCGACAGCGGACGUGCCGGAGGCCGGCAUGUUCUUCUGGGUGCGGGUCCUCGUCGAGCGGCACCCGCGGUUCCAGAAGAUAGACCCUGAGCCCCUCCCCCAAAGCGAUGCGUUGGGCAGGCCGAAGGCCGUCGCGCGCACAAAUGCCAAGGCGUUGAUGGACGAGCUCUUCGACGCAUGCGUCGCAGGCGGCGUUUUGGUCUGUCCAGCGAGCAUCUUCGUGCUGCCCACCGACGGGACGUUUGACAGCGAGUCUAUCGACGACCGGUCGAACUUCCUCCGCCUCACGUUCGCCGGGUCGGAGGAGACGAUGUCGGCAGGGAUCCCAAUCUUCGGCAAGGUUCUCAAGCAGUUCUUCGCCUGAGAUCUCGCCAAAUCCCUGUAGCAAGUGUCGUCGCUGCUAAUACUCGCAUGGGAAGGCACCGCAAUAGCCAGAGCUGUCAAGUAAUGCUUAUAUUUCACUACCAAUAUCUGUGCGCCUGUGCAUGGACAGCGGGUACGGUACAGGUAUCUGUGUCUAAGACCAACAGCGAAUGCGGCACUAGCACACAACUACAAACAGGGGACAGUGCACAACAGCUAGAACUAUGGCCCUGUAGUAGGGACCGAUACAAAGCGAAUGGAUACACUUGAAGGAGCCGCUUCAGCCCUCAGCCUAAAAGUUAAAGAUCUACGUCCAAGAAAAGACCGUGGCGGGUCACAAAGGCCCGGAUAUACGGCAUGCGCGCCAACCUGCACCUAGUCGUAGCAGCGUCCCGAACCUGCUGUCCAGCGCCGCGCAGACGAGGAGCCUCGUGCGUCCUAGCGACGCCCGCCGACGCUCCUCACGACCUGCUUCCACACUCUCCCGAUCGUCGACCUCCUCUUCAGCUCCUUCGCUCCUCCCCCGCCCUGCACCUCCGCAGGGGCCGUCGCCGCGCGCUCAUGUCUCGCACCCACACCCGUCCCCCGAGACAGCGCGCCCUGCCCGUGGCCGUACGCCAGAUCCACGAUGGACGACCCGCGCGUCCCGGGGGAGCCCACAGAGGCAGAGUACCCGCUAUACCCGCUCGCGUACGACCCGUACGACGCCUGCGACACGAUGGACCCGAUCGAGCCCGCGGACGCGACGGAGCUGACGUCGACCGCGACCGCGCGCUCUUUUCCCUUCGCCUUCCCCCUCCCCUUCGCGCUGCCGUUGCCCACAUAGUCGUAGUACGCCUCCUCGGGCACGGGCACGUCGUUGAGCUGGAUCUGGACCCCGCUCGCGCCGCCGGGGAGGAAGCCGAGCUCGUCCGAGGCAACAACGGGCGGGUCGGCGAACGACACGGACGACGCGGACGUCGCAGAGCUCAUCGUGAGCGGGGGCGUCACGCAGUCCCGCUCGGCGACCGAGACGCGGCUCGAGGACGCGGACGCGGACGCGAGCGAGGCAGCGCGCGAGGGGAGGCGCGACGACGACGCCGACGCCGAGGGGGACGUCGCGGGCCUCUGCUGCGCCCUCCCGUACGUGCCGGACGCCACACUCGAGCGCGGAGAGGACGCGCGCGUAUGCGCGGGCGCGGGCGCGCUCAGCGCGUCGAGCGAGCGCGCGCCCCGCUCCGACGUCGAGAUCGUCGACCGGCGGCGCGCCUCGCGCGCGGAGACGGGCAGGACGACGCCCUGCGCCUUGAGCCCGAGGCGCGAGAACCGCGGCGGGGCGGCCUGCGUGAGCCAGUUCUCUUCGGGGUUGCGCGACGUCGAGGGCGGGGCGCGCACCGCGGUGGGGGGCGAGCCUGCGCGCGCGCGCAGGUCCGCGUGGCCGUGGAUCGUGCUCCUGCGCGAGGCGGUUGAGCGGGCAGACGGAGUGGGGGAGGUUGGGCGCGAGGACGGUGGGCUCGCCGGGGGAGGAUUCGUGCGAGGCAGAGUAUGCGAGCGCGAUGAGGACGGGGACGGCGCGGCGGCGUGGUGAGAGGGCCCGGAUGCGCGUGCCGGCAUGGUUGUCGUGUUCUGCGCCCACGUAGGCAUAGGCGGCACAGGCGGGGCGUCGUGCGCGCUCGCCGACUUUGCACGCGUCCGUGGCCGCGAGACUCCCGCAAAAGCGGCAGGUCGCCGCUCAUCGACGGUGCUCGAGCUAUUGGAGGCGGAGGGGAAGCUGAGCUUGGAGAAGACAGCACUCAGGGUGCGCCGCCGGCGCUGCUUCUGCGCCCUGACGUCCUCCCCGCCCCCAGGCGCAGCAAUCGCCUCGGGGGCCGCGUCGACGAGCUCUGCAAGAGGCGAGAGGUGCCGCCCUCCUCCGCCCGGGGUCGGCGGCGCACUUGCCGCGCCGACCUUGAGGGUGCCGUCGUGUGCGAGCGCGAUGGACGGGCCAGCGAGCGGAGACGAGCGGAGCGGGCGCGAGGAGGUCAGGGGGGACAGGGUGCUGUGCCUGCGCACGGCUAGCGGCGGGCGGUCCGGGAUCGAGAGCCUGUGCUCCGCGGAAGGCGGGCGGGCGGGCGACCGAGUGGGGGAAGGGGCGGCGAGCAUUGGGCUAGGGCUUGCGGAAGCCUGGGAAGCGCAGGUUAGAGUCAAUACGCGAAGGAUAGGACGUCAAUAUCGUUACACCGUGCAGGUGCGAGGCAGGUGCAUUGUGGGGAGAGAAAAAAGGUGGAAGGCGGGUGCGGGGGAUCGCAGGCAGCGUUAUGACAGGGAUCCCGGCGAGAUGAAACGUCGUGGGUUCUAAACGUUCUCAUGUGCGAUGCCCUGACAGUCUAGAUUGUUGGAACGACCAUGAUGCACGACCAAGUUGCAUGAUGGCUUGCAGCGUCUGUCGGGAAGCACAGCGCCGCUUCUCACCUGGUCGCUGUCCGCUACACGACUGCCGUUCAAGCACUAUUGUCAGAGCAGACCAGGAGCGCAGACCUGCCCCAACCUGUGGGCUUCGCAUGCUGCUCCACAAUCCGUUCUGCCUCGCAGUGCAUGCCGCGAUGGUCGCCGUCCCGAGAGGUUCGAGGAACUGGACCGAUCAAGAUGAAAUCAAGAUGAUAGCCGGACAUGACACUGCCGCCCGAAGGAACGACGGCGCGAACGAGCGUGCACCCCGAAGUGGCGGCGUAUGCGCACAGAAAGUGGGUACAGAAGCGGUGCUGGCGGCUCGGAGAUACGACGGGCAAAGGUUUGCUUCGUCUCCACAUGAGCGAAACGCGGAGACACCUGGCAACGAACCCGACGAGGGGUGCGCAUAGAUGCGCCCGGGGUGAAGCCCCCCGCGAGCCCGAUAUUUACUUAUGUGCG
This is a messenger RNA of Dichomitus squalens LYAD-421 SS1, 4355 nucleotides long. RefSeq names its product L-tyrosine:2-oxoglutarate aminotransferase. The transcript has 6 exons. The record is from RefSeq and is a predicted model, not a curated record. Gene Ontology annotation, biological process: L-tyrosine biosynthetic process; aromatic amino acid catabolic process. Bases 1 to 1488 code for a protein of 495 amino acids. NCBI's taxonomy places the organism in Eukaryota, Fungi, Basidiomycota, Agaricomycetes, Polyporales, Polyporaceae. Gene Ontology annotation, molecular function: pyridoxal phosphate binding; L-2-aminoadipate:2-oxoglutarate transaminase activity; aromatic-amino-acid:2-oxoglutarate transaminase activity.